Molecule: messenger RNA, 330 nt
Organism: Colletotrichum aenigma
Lineage: Eukaryota; Fungi; Ascomycota; Sordariomycetes; Glomerellales; Glomerellaceae
Exons: 1
Coding region: 1-330 (109 amino acids)
Source: RefSeq, a predicted model, not a curated record
AUGAAGUUCACCUCAAGAACCCCGACAUGUCGUGACGGCGAGACCUGGUGUGGUUGCAAGUACAGAAUGAACAGCGGCAAUUGUGACGGCGCAGUUCAGGGCCUGAAGAAUCAGAUGAGGAAGCAAAGGCUGGGUAGGGCAUUUAUCAACCCUGGAAUGGCUUGGUACGAGAUCAAAAGAUCUGCCUCUGCCCGCCCGGUUGUGGCUUUCCUGUGCCGCACCAGGGGCGCCGGAGUUGGGGACAUCAAUGUCUAUACUUAUACUCAGAAGUUGCAGGAGAUCACUGGAUCCUGUGGGCUGUUCCUUGAACAAAGGCGCUUGGCGCUCUGA